AUGUCCCCAUCAAGGACAGAGUGGCAUCACGACGCGGGGCCGAGCAACGGCGAGCGGCGGCGGAGCCGGUCCUACUCGUCCCCCACGAAGAGCUUGGCGCCAUUACCCGCCGGGCUGCCCGCCAAGCCCGACUGGUCGGCGCCUGGUUCUGGCGAGCCGCGCCGCGACCCACCGCCGAUGUCCAGCACGAGCACGAGCAGCGGCGGCCGCUCACCGCGGCGUUUCCACUCGCACCCGCAGGACAGGCCAGCACACCCUCACCCCCAGGACAGACCGCAUAACGACCGGCCUCCCCACGGCGACAGACCGCACCUUGGCAGGCCAGAGUGGGACAACCGCCGAGAGCCACCACGCGAGCCGCCCCGCGACCGUCACCAUGCCGACGAGUGGCGCCCAUCAGGAGACUGGGAUCGCGAGCGUCAAGGAGUAGGAGGCGGAGGAGGAGGAUAUCGCUCGCCCCCGCGCCAUGGCGGCCGGUUCUCACCCCGCCGGGACGACGACCGCCGGCACGGGGGGUACGGAGGACCAGGAGGGCCGCGAGGGUUCCCCCCUUACGGCGAGCGCGACCGUUACGACGACCGAGACAGGUACGACGACCGUCAGCGAUACGACAGUCGUGACAGGCGACCCGAGUCGCGGUAUGACGACAGGUACGACGACCGCCGGUACGACCGACGUCCUGGCGGGUACGAUGGCCCAGGAGGAGGAGGAGGCGGCGGCGGCGGCGGCCCGGGGUACCGCGACGAGCCGCCGCGUGGGCGCAGGCGGACUCCGUCGCCUUUGCCACUGGCUCAGCGUCUUUCAAGCCCGAAGAAGAACGACGAGCCAGAAGAGGGCGAGAUUGGCGACGAGGCGCCGCCCCCGCCCCCGCCGAAGGCAGAGAGCACGAGGCCGCCGACUCCGCCUGCCGACGACCCCCCUCCGCCUCCGCCUCCAGCGUCACCUCCUCCCCCGCCCCCGCCGCCUGCAGACUCGCCACCGCCUCCGCCUGCUCCUCCCGCAGAGGAGGAGCCUUCACCGGCACCCAAGCCAAAGGCCCUGGACGCCAAGGCGCCCGCAUAUGUGCCCCGGCCGUCGGCGCCGAACCGCAAUCUUAUCGAGCCCACCACGCGCGUGUCGACGCCAGUGGUGAGAGAAGGCGAGACGCCAUCCCGACCCGAGCCCAAGGUGUUCCGCUUCCCGACUGCCGCGCAAGAGUCUGCAGCCUUCAACCGCGAGUUUAUUGGUACGACCACUCUGGCGGCGUACGACGUUGGCACCAAGCUCGGCGAGGGAACAUUUGGUGUCGUCACAAAAGCUAUCGAGCUUGCCACCAAGCGCCCGGUCGCGCUGAAGAAGCUCAUUACGCACAACCCCCGCGAUGGUGUAUCUGUCACGACCGUGCGCGAGAUUAAGAUCCUGAAGGAGUUGAACCACAAGAACGUGGUGCCGAUUCUUGACAUGGUGGUCGAGAGGAAAGCAGCAAAGGAUCGCAGUUACCGCAGCGAGGUGUUCAUGGUCUUCCCGUUCAUGGAGCACGAUCUGUGCGGUUUGCUCCUCAACAAGGACUUCAAGAUCAUGCACUCCACGCAGAAACUCAUCUUCAAGCAGAUCCUCGAGGGGCUGUUCUACAUGCACAGCAACAACAUUAUCCACCGUGACUUGAAAACCGCCAACAUUCUUGUCGGAAAGGAUGGCCACGCAAUGAUCGCCGACUUUGGCCUUGCGCGCACCCUGGGUGUCGAGCCGCUACCAAAGCACGGCGAGUACGAGUACACCAACCUGGUGGUGACACGCUGGUACCGUGCCCCAGAGCUGCUCCUCGGCAUGAAGAAUUACGGCACGGCUGUCGACAUGUGGUCGAUGGGCUGCAUCCUGGGAGAGAUGUACUACCGCAACCCGAUUUUCCCCGGCGAGACGGACGAGGACCAGCUGUUCAAAAUCUUUGGACGUGUCGGGCCACCGUCAGAGGUCAACUGGCCUGGGUGGAGGGAGCUGCCGGGCUUUAACGGCAAGGGCCACGAGCUGGACCAGCCAUGGGAGAAGACGCACAGAGAUCACAAGUCGCUGCUACUUUACGCCAAGGACUGGGGAAUGGACCGCGCCGGCGCAGACCUCUUGCUCAAGCUGCUGUUGCUCAACCCGGCCAAGCGGCCCACGGCGAGCGAGGCGCUCGACCAUGUUUGGUUCUGGACGGGCCCAGCUGUCGCCAGGGUUGGAGCAUUCCCCGCUCUCGAGUCCUCGCACGAGAUGACGACGAGGCAGCGCGAUGGGAUUGUGGACGGACCUCCGCCACAGCAGGCUAAGCCUCCCGCAUGGAGCAAUGGACCUCGCCCGCAGCAGCCUCAGCCCGCGUUCCAGCAGAACCGCGGGCCACCACCCGGCAUGGGCUUUGGCGGUGGAAGAGGACCAGGUGGGCCUCACGGCGGCCCUCCUCAUGGCGGCCCACCUCCUGGCGGUCGACCAUACGGUGGUCCUGGUGGUCCUGGUGGUCCUGGCGGCCCCGGUGGUCCUCCAUUCCGCCCACCUGGGCCGGGACCAGGCGGCUUCCAGCCCCGUCCGCCGCUCGGCAAUGGGCCAGGAGGCAACCGCGGGCCGGGCGGCGCCCCACCACCGCCGUUCAAGCUCGCCCCAGGCGGAGGAGGUGGUCUGCCCCCACGCCCAGGAGUACCUCCUCCUCCAGGUGGUCUACGUCUCGCGGGUGGCAUGCGCCCGACGUCUGGUCCAAGCUUUGGUGGUGGUGGCGGCCCUCCGGGGAACAAGCGCCCGGGCGACGAGCAGUGGCGGCAGCAGGACAAGCGCCCGCGCAAGGACGCGGGGCUUCCGUAUUAGUAGAGAGGUAGAGCAUAGCAUGGUGUAUGGUAGGAAGCAUUGUGG
Messenger RNA from Vanrija pseudolonga, 2856 nucleotides. It is a transcript of the gene ptkA, whose product is annotated as Serine/threonine-protein kinase bur1. Bases 1 to 2811 code for a protein of 936 amino acids. NCBI's taxonomy places the organism in Eukaryota, Fungi, Basidiomycota, Tremellomycetes, Trichosporonales, Trichosporonaceae. Gene Ontology annotation, biological process: positive regulation of transcription elongation by RNA polymerase II; protein phosphorylation. Gene Ontology annotation, molecular function: ATP binding; cyclin binding; RNA polymerase II CTD heptapeptide repeat kinase activity. The record is from RefSeq and is a predicted model, not a curated record. The transcript is spliced from 6 exons. Gene Ontology annotation, cellular component: cyclin/CDK positive transcription elongation factor complex; nucleus.